AAAACCAGAAAUCUGUUUAGAUGAGAGGGUGUUCUGCGGUUAUAAAAGGUGCAGGUGCAGGUGCAGGUGCAGGUGCAACGGCCAUGGCAAUGGCAAUGUGUCUUUGUCCGGUUCCAAGUAUGAGUAGAAGUAGAAGCAUUGUUGACGUUAAGCUUAAAAACAAGCCUGUCAGCGUUUUCCAAUUAAACCAGAAACAAGUCUGCUCAGCUUCUCUUAGCCCUCCAAAUUCAAAACGAUUCCUCCUCCUCAAUCACCACAAUUAUGGCGACUCAGACGCUGAGACUGAAUUUGUGGUCGUCAAUUUCUACCGUUUUGUGUUCAUUAAAGACCCAGCCGCCGAGGUCGCCAGGCACCUAUCCUUCUUAAAGGAUCUAGACAUACAUGGCCGAGUAUAUCUGAAUGAACAAGGCAUAAAUGCACAGUACAGUGGACCGUCAAAAGAUGCUCUUUUGUAUGUUGAAUGGUUAAGAGAAGAUGAUCGAUUUUCUGAUAUGUUGGUUCAGAUUUCUCAAGCAAUAAAUGGGCAUGCCUUUCCAAAACUGAAGUUGCGGUAUAAGCCUUCACUAGUGCAGCUGGAAGGAGGCAUUUCACAUCUUCCUUUGCUUGACCCUUCAAUUCGAGCAACACCUCUUGCACCUUCAGAAUGGAGAAAAAGACUGGAAGCAGUGAAUGAAAUCAAUGAGGCUUCAAAUGAGAAUAUUAAUACAGAGCAUAUUCUGUUGGAUGUGAGAAACGAUUAUGAAUGGGAUAUUGGUCAUUUCCGAGGGGCUCGACGGCCUUAUGUAGAUUGCUUUAGAAGCACUUCAUUUGGACUAUCUGAGACAGAGGACAUUGCUUCAGAUCCUUUAGCAAAUGUUGACAAAGAAAAGACAGAUAUAUUGAUGUAUUGUACUGGAGGUAUUCGUUGUGAUGUGUAUUCUACAAUCUUAAGACAACGAGGCUUCCAAAAUCUGUACACUCUGAAGGGUGGUGUUUCCCAUUAUCUAAAGAACGAAGGUCCUGCAGAAUGGGUUGGGAAUUUGUUUGUGUUCGAUUCCCGUCUUUCUCUCCCACCUUCUGCCUACAAGCCUAAAUCCAUGGAUAAAGUAAGCAUGGGUGAACUAGAUUCUAAGAAUAAUCCAUUUGCAAGAUGCUACAUAUGUGGUUCUGAAGUCUCUGAGUUAAGGCAUCGGAACUGUGCAAAUCUUGACUGCAACCUUCUUUUUCUGUGCUGUAAAGACUGUGUGAAGGACUUCAGAGGAUGUUGCUGUGUAAAUUGUAUUACUGCCCCUCGACUUAGACCUGUUCUAUCUGAGCAUCAAAGAUACAAAAAAUGGCACAUAUAUCGAGACUUGGAAUGCAAAGCAAGUUGACUGCUAGAUCAGAUGUUUGUUUUUCUUCAGUUUGGAAAUGGAUAAAUAUUGUAAUAGCUGAAGGUGCAGCUAUUACUGAAGAUUUGGAAGUUCAUUUUGGCAAGCGGAUUGUGGCUUUUGCAUUAAAAGAUUGUAGGGGAGGAGCUUUAGAACUUGCCAAUCAUGAGUAUUAACGUUAGUAUAGAUGCCAGUCAAAAGAACCAGGCAUAAGCAAAUGUGAAAACAUCGCAUGCUACCAUCUAAAUCUUUACAAACACAGAUAGUUUCUUGUAUUCCAUACCUUUUUCUAAAUUUUUAAGAACAUUGUCAAGUGAAUAUUGAAUAGAGAUUGCUUGCAAGGUUACAACAAUUGAAUGAAAAAUGUGAAAUAAUGACUCCAUUAUUA
Quercus robur (English oak) is the source of this 1737-nucleotide messenger RNA. Its product is annotated as rhodanese-like domain-containing protein 8, chloroplastic. The record is from RefSeq and is a predicted model, not a curated record. The coding region runs from base 21 to 1352 and encodes 443 amino acids. Lineage: Eukaryota; Viridiplantae; Streptophyta; Magnoliopsida; Fagales; Fagaceae. The transcript has 8 exons.